Ambispora leptoticha is the source of this 164-nucleotide messenger RNA. The record is from the annotation of a GenBank genome assembly. Lineage: Eukaryota; Fungi; Glomeromycota; Glomeromycetes; Archaeosporales; Ambisporaceae.
UCGUGACAUCUGUGUACUAUCAAAAAUUGGCAGUAUUAUUAUAUCAAAAUGAUGGAUUAGCCAAGCCCGAUGUGGAUGAUCCGGAUCAACAGCAAGAAGCGUCUUGUUAUGUAAUAACCGGAGGUAAAAACGAAGUGGUUCCCGACAGUACUGAGCGUGGAUAG